Brassicogethes aeneus is the source of this 2477-nucleotide messenger RNA. NCBI's taxonomy places the organism in Eukaryota, Metazoa, Arthropoda, Insecta, Coleoptera, Nitidulidae. The record is from the annotation of a GenBank genome assembly.
GCAAUACAUCAGAUAUGUGAACUUUACCUUAAUGAUACAGUUAUUGACUUUAUACGGCAAAUCAACACGUUAAUUGUGGAAAAAUUGUAUAACGUAAUGGAUUUUAAUUUAGCGCUGGUUGAAAAGGAAGGCAGAAGCGAAGUUUUUUGUGCAUCCGGGAUUCUCUUAAAUAAAAAAUAUGUGUUGAUCACAUCAAACUUAUUUUGGAAUGAGUUUUUUAAAGAUUAUAAAGACCGUUUGAAUGAGCAUUUUAUUUUAAUAAAUAAAGAUAAAAGAUAUAAAAAAAAUAUUUUCGUGAAAUGGAAGGAAAGUAACUCGAUGAUAGCCAAAAAGGCAAAAAUCUUCGCCGGUGUAAUAAACAAUGAUUUAUAUUCCACCAAAAAUUUGUUCAAAGAUUGGAAAAUUGACUUUGAAGAUAAUUCAAACACCUCAAACUUACCUUUAAGUUUAUUUUUUGUGUUGACAAUAUCAGACAUGGAAGGCAACGUUGCCGAGUUUAAAUCAAUGCUGAAAGGCUGGUGGGACGAAAUUUGCACCCGAAGAAUUGGUAAAGGGCAAGACAUUUUUUGUUCCAGUGUUUCGUUCGGGAACGUCCACUUUUUUGGGUCUUAUGCGCGCGGAAUUGUGUCCAAUAUUGUUGGAAAUAAUAAUUGCCUUAUUUUGAGCGAUAUACCUUCCACACCAGGAUCUGAGGGAAGCCCUGUGUUUAAACUAAAAGAUCAUGUUCCCUUUGGUAUAAUAAUUUCACCCUUGAACUGGUGGAAAAAUGAAUAUACAGGGUGCACUCUAAUAGCAGAUUUGAGACCUAUUUUAAUGAGACUGUUAAAUUUGAAUGUGGGAAUCCAGGAAACUUCACUUAAUCUUGAAGUAUUAGCUGGUUCAGAAUUAUCUUUGGUUAAAUUGAGUUGUGGAUAUAGUUGGGGUUCUGGAAUAAUUUUUGAUAAAAAUAAAGGGAUCAUUAUAACGAAUUCGCAUAUUUUCGAUGAAGAUGACAAUGGUAUAAUUAAAAUAAAUUGGAAAAAUAAAUCUUCACUGGGCACAUUAAUUUACAAAACACCCAAAGAUUCAGUAUUUGAUAUAGCAUUAGUAUCUUGUUCAGAAAUCAACGAAUGGAAAGUUGAGAGUAUUAAAAUAAACAAAGAAUCGAUUUCAUUAGGGGCCACAAUUUAUUCUUCAGGCUUUUCUUUAUUUUCAAGUGAAUCAAGUUUGAGCCCCACUAUUUCCAAAGGGAACAUCAGUCAAAUUGAUGAGGGGAUUAUAAAAACUACUUCUUCUGUACACGCUGGGGCCAGUGGUGGGGCCAUUUUAAACCUUAACGGGGAACUGAUUGGCGUUAUAGUUUGUAAUAUUAAAUUGCCCAAUUCUUCUGUGUUUCCCAGAGUCAAUAUGGCAGUUCCAAUAUUGAAAAUAUUACCAAUAAUUGAUAAGUUUUUAAUACACAGAGAUUUGGAAGUUUUAAGAACUUUGGAGACCAGUAGUACCAAGGAUUUAAAUCUAUGGAAAAUGUUGAAAGGAAAGUUGUGAUAAUUGUAUUCAAUAAAAUAUAAAGCAAAGUGGAGGAUAGUCUUAAAAAUCAUAACACGUUUUCCUAAAUAUUUUAUUCAAAAAUUUCUAAGUUAUGGAUAUGCAAAUAUAUGUCAAACCCCAAAACUACACAUUUUUCAUCAAUUUUGGAUUCAUGUGGUUUGUCAUACAAUUCCAUUCACAAAUUAUUUACAAUUUAUUUAAUCCUCAUAUAUUUUGUAACCAGUCUGCAUUUGUGGAGAGAUUCCUUCCAGAUUUUCCUUUUUAUCGUCUUUGCCUGUAUAAUUGUAUCCAAUUUCAUGGUACCUUAUCGGAUACGUUAGCUGGUUUCCCUUAUCCCAUGUAUAGAGUUCCUAAAAGUAACCUUAUUAAUUAAGUUGAUUUGUGCAAUUGAGAUGGAGUUUUACCUUGUUUCUAUGGUUGUAUCCUAUCAUGGUGGUCUUCCUGAAUGGGUUGGAGAAAAGAAGAUUAACAUCAAGUAGAGUUUCCUUGUACAAAUCUAAAGCGAAUCUAAUUUUGGUAUCCCUUAUGGAAACACUAUCAACCGCAUAAAGCACACCGCACACUAUGAACAUCUCCCCCACUUUGUGGUGAUCAAUACUGAUGUUCCAAAUUUUUUGCGGGAGCAUUUUUUCCGCAUCCACCUAGAAUACAGGAAAAAUAAACACCAAGUGAAUAUGUGGAUUGUUUUACCUUCAAAACAGCUGUGUUGUUCGAAUUGGGGACAGGGAAAAUGACCCACAAACCAUUGUCGUCAACGCUGAAAUCCAUAUGGUUGUACUGGCCGGAGUAAAGUUUAUCACGCUGAUUGUCAAGAGGCAAGUCUAACGUAGUGGUUUCGUAUGUUUGCAAAGUAAACUUUACAAUCGUGUUUUUAUCCUUCUGAUUGUAAAACAAACUGCCGUUGUACAUGACUUGAGCGUUGCCUUCGAACCAAAUACUAAGCUUGUGAA